This is a messenger RNA of Ixodes scapularis (black-legged tick), 1857 nucleotides long. RefSeq names its product acetylcholinesterase. The transcript has 3 exons. Gene Ontology annotation, cellular component: plasma membrane. The record is from RefSeq and is a predicted model, not a curated record. Lineage: Eukaryota; Metazoa; Arthropoda; Arachnida; Ixodida; Ixodidae. Gene Ontology annotation, biological process: acetylcholine catabolic process; choline metabolic process. The coding region runs from base 1 to 1857 and encodes 618 amino acids. Gene Ontology annotation, molecular function: acetylcholinesterase activity.
AUGACUGACAAACCGGAUCUAUGCCAAACUGUGAAAUUAUAUGCGACAUAUAGGAGAGUGUUCUCUAUCGGACAACCACACUUUACUUCACUUUUUUCGACCAAUGUCAUCGCGGUGUUGUGUUUGGUGCUUUCAAGUGUAGCGGCCGCAACUGAUGUUCCAAUCGUGCGCACGGAUUCGGGACUCGUCGCUGGAACGCGCAUCGAAGUGGGUGACAAUACGGUCGAUGCUUUCCUCGGAAUACCUUAUGCGGAACCACCAGUAGGAGAACUUCGAUUCAGACGUCCAGUCCCGGUUAGCCCUUGGAAUGGAACAUACAACGCAACAAGUAAGCCGAAAGCUUGCUGGCAGCUAGAUCUUCGUUUCGUGGCUAACGCGACUAUGAGUUACUCCAAUGCAUCAGAAGACUGCCUGUAUUUGAACGUCUGGAAGCCAGUCAGCUCGUGUUCGGAAGCGAACUCGUGUGCAAAGAAGAGCCCUGUCAUAAUUUUCAUCCACGGAGGAGCGUUUCAGUGGGGUGACUCCGCUCUUUUUCUGUACGACCCAGCUAACUUUGUGGCCCUGUCCGAUGUCGUGUUCGUGACCUUUAAUUAUAGGUUGAGCCUUCUCGGAUUCCUUUCACUGGAGACAGCAGAAAUGCCUGGUAACGUGGGCCUCUGGGACCAGAAUCUCGUGCUUAAGUGGGUUCGAAAAAAUAUUGAAAGCUUCGGAGGUGAUCCGAAGGAGGUAACUCUAAGUGGUCAGAGCGCAGGAGGUAUCUCGGCGGGGCUACACGCUAUUUCUCCGCACAGCCAAGGUCUUUUCAAAAGGGUAGUCAUGCAAAGUGGAACACCGUUUUCAUUGAUACUCGGGAUGGCUCACAAAGGCGCGGGGAAAUUUAUUAAUGCAGCUGGGACGUUGGGAUGCUACGACGCAAGGAAGAAUCUGAAGGAACAACUAAACGACGUCCUGGUCUGCCUAAGAAAACUAGAUGCAAAAUCAAUGUUCAAAAUUUUGCAAUCAGCCGACGUAGUACAGCAAUUUUUUGCUCCGGUAAUCGGAGAUGAUUUUUUUCCAUACAACCUGUUUUCUAAAGAAGCUUGGAAGAUGCUUCGCUUUAAAGAUAUUAUACUGGGAACAAACCGCGACGAAGGUACUUUGUUCGUUGACAAUCUACGGUCUCAGAUUCCAACCCUUGGAACGCUCUUAGCAACCGACUAUCGAUUGGCCGUAACAGUUGUCCUGGCACCAAUGUUCGAUAUUUCAAUUUCCCAAUCUCGGCGUAUCGUUAACGCUUAUUUCGGAGGCGAUGAUGUGCUCCACAACAGCAAGACGGUUGAAGGCAUCUUCAGUAAAAUAUUCGGGGAUGCCGCGUUCAACUGUCCGACCAAGCUGUUCGCUGAUAUAGCGGCGAGUCAAGGAAUAAACACGUAUAGGUAUCUGUUCACGCACAGACCGUCAUUCAGCCUAUGGCCAAAGUGGCUUGGUGUCGCACAUACAGAUGAAAUUGUGUUUACGCAUGGAUCACUGGCAUUUAUUAAUGACGAAAGCCGGUACACCGAACCACUGGGGGACUACGUAAAAACUUUCUUAUUGUCCAAAAAGGCAACUCCAGAAGAAUACACCUUCAUGAAAGAAAUCGUCAGCGCAUGGAGUUCUUUCAUCCAUGAUGGGAAGCCAGUGAUACCCGUUCCCAACAUCAGCUGGCCGCUCUACACCGUUCAAGGCCGCCAGAUUCUCUACAUGCAACCCAACAAUUACACAGCGGCACGUGACUCGGAUCAAGACCACUGCGACAUUUGGAGGCCCUUCUUACUGAAGAAGUGUGUAUGGUUUUUCUAUUACUUUGACGCUGAAAUUGCGAUAUUUAUAAAUUAA